This is a messenger RNA of Leopardus geoffroyi (Geoffroy's cat), 2203 nucleotides long. RefSeq names its product BCL3 transcription coactivator (gene BCL3). The record is from RefSeq and is a predicted model, not a curated record. Gene Ontology annotation, molecular function: protein binding. Lineage: Eukaryota; Metazoa; Chordata; Mammalia; Carnivora; Felidae. The transcript is spliced from 7 exons. The coding region runs from base 952 to 2196 and encodes 414 amino acids.
UCCGAGUCAAUAUCUGGAGUUACAAGGAUGGAAGGGAACAGAUGGAAGGGAAGGGGGUCCUGGGGAGCCAGCGGGACAGAGAUCCGGGGCUCUGGGCACCCAGUUAGGUACAGUCACACAGGACGGAUCAGGGGCUCAUCUGAAGUCACAGGGUCAGGGGGUCACAAAGUCAAGGCCUGGAGACUGAGGGUUCUGGGGUUCUAGGAAUGCGGGCCAGGACCGGGGAGUUCUGGGACUGGAGGACUUAGGGCCAGGAUGAAGAAUUCAGGGGUCUCCAGGCAAAAGGCUUCAGGGCACCAAGAGCUGGCACCGGAGAUACGAAGAGUUGGGGGCGCAGGGAUGGGGGCCCCCAAGGAUCAGGAGAUGAUAAAGAAGGCCAAACAUCAUUCUCUCCAUCCCUGAUCUCAAGGAAGGGGCAUCUGCUACCUCCUUACCAUCCCCGAGUGACCCCCAAAGCUGCAGAGAGCCCAUGCCUAGUGCCUCCAGAUUUUGGCCCCGUUCCUGCACCUUCCACCCCGUCGGAGUACAGCACUUAGAGAGCCUCAGCUUGUGCAUCAGGAGGCCUGCCACUGCCUCCUCCCCUUUCCCCAUUCCCUGGAUGAGAACCCAGGCCUCAGUUUUCCCCAUCUAUAUGGGGGGUGGAUAUGUCUUUGCUGCCAUAUUUGGCUUCUGACGCCAUUCCUCUCUCCUUCUGACCCCCUUUCUCCCCAACUCUCUACACAGUCACCCCACACCCUACACCCAUGCUUACCUCCCUCAGCUACAAGUUCACCCAGCACACAGGCCCUGGGGUCCCCUGCUGGGUGAUGAUGGGGUUCAGUCCCGUCCUUAAGGGACUCUGCCUAGUAAGAGAUGGAGGUCAGAGGCAUGAAGAGCUAAGUGACAAUGACCGUGACCAGGGCUCACGGGGAAUGGUGAAGGCGGAGGAAGUUGCCAGAGCCCAGAAGAUGGAUGUACAAGGCCAGGUUGUCUUGGGCCUCUCAGCCCCAGUAUGAGAUGCAAAAGGGACCUGGACCUCUACUGCCCCUGUACCCGACCCCGACCAUGGGCUCCCUCUUUCCUCUCCUGAACGUGCCUACACCCCUGUACCCCAUGAUGUGCUCCAUGGAACAUCCCCUAUCGGCUGACAUCGCCGUGGCCACCCGUGCAGAUGAGGAUGGAGACACGCCACUCCACAUUGCCGUGGUGCAGGGCAAUCUGCCUGCCGUGCAUCGGCUUGUCAACCUCUUCCAGCAUGGCGGCCGGGAGCUGGAUAUCUACAACAACCUACGACAGACACCGCUACACCUGGCUGUGAUCACCACACUGCCAUCUGUGGUCCGGCUCCUCGUGAUGGCCGGUGCCAGCCCCAUGGCACUGGACCGUCAUGGCCAGACAGCAGCCCACCUGGCGUGUGAGCACCGCAGCCCGACCUGCCUCCGGGCCCUGCUGGACAGCGCAGCCCCGGGCACCGUGGACCUAGAGGCCCGCAAUUACGACGGGCUCACCGCCUUACACGUGGCCGUGAACAUGGAGUGCCCCGAAGCCGUGCUGCUCUUGCUGGAGCGAGGCGCAGACAUCGAUGCGGUGGACAUUAAAAGCGGCCGCUCCCCACUCAUCCACGCAGUGGAAAACAACAGCCUGAGCAUGGUGCAGCUCCUGCUGCAGGUCCGGCUCCCUCUCGUGCUCCGCUUCCAGCGCUGUCUCGCCCUUCUAGGCCUCCAUUUGUCUAUGACCUCACCCCUCCAGGCUGCCCUCUGGUCCCGGACCUUCUCCCUUUCCUCCCCCGCCCCCACCCGAGCCGGGCCCGGUGCAGCGGCGGCCUUGCUCACCCCGCUGGCCGGUUUUGACCCUUUCCCCGUGCGGUCCUUCCGCCCCGCCUGGAUUCUGGACCCUUCGUUUCUCGGACUCCGCCCCUACUCCGGCCGGGCGGCCGAGUCCUGCUCCGGCUGGUUCAGCCCGUCCGCCCAGUCCCGCUCUGACCCGCCCUGGGUUCUGGUUUCCACCCUUCCGUCACCUCACCCAGGAUCUGGUCCCGCCCGGGUCCUGGCCUCGGUCCGGGCGGUGGGGGGGGGGGGGGAGCCCAGCCUCAGUCCCCAGCCCCCCCAGCCUCAGUCCCCAGCCCCGCGCUCGGACCCCAUCCCGGCCCCGCCCCUCCUGUGGCCCCGCCUCACCCGCCGCCCGGGCCGGGGUCCCGCGGGGCCGCGGCGGUCCUGACCCUCGG